AUGUCAAGUUAUCCCGGCCAGGGGCCAAAAUCGAGGGUAACAAAGGUGAAGCCGAUCUUGAGGAAGCUGGCGCAGAGCGAGAAGAGCUCGCUGGACCUGGAUCGGCCGUUGGCAGAGCAGGAUGGGCUGGGGAUUUACGAUUAUGGAGCGCCCACUCGCUCGGUACACGAUGUGGUCUUCCAGUCAGGUAGGAGGGGAUAUCACAACCGCAGCGCCAGUGGCACAUCUCAGUUUUCAACGGCGACGUCGAACUCCACGGGCCAGCGAACUGGUUCGUUCGUCCAUCCCUUCCAGCAGACACCUCGCCCUCACACGCCGCCUCUAGCAGCAUCACACAAUUCACUACGAGAGAGCGACCCUUUAGACAACCCAGCUCUGGCUGAAGAUGAGGACCACCACCGCCAUCACAUACGAAGCACCUCGAGCAUCUCGAACCGCACACCUUCUCUGACCAGCACCAUCACUCCGAUUGCAAACACGCACCCGCAACCACUGCUCCGGAUCCAGACCAAACAGUCCUCUUCGCGGAUAGCUCUUGCUCCUUCGCACACCAGUCUACACAACCACCUUACUCCCCUCUCUCCUGUCGAUCUUACAUCGUCGCUCGACACCAUGUCACCUACCUCUGCUAUUCGCACGUCCUUUGACAAGGGCUUCCGCCUGCGCUCUCGUAGUGAAGUCGAUUCCCGUGAACGCGCCCUCACUAUCCAAGAAGCCCGUCGCCGCUUCCAGGAGAAGGAGCAGGCCAAGGAUGAGAAAGCCGCGCGUGAGGAGGUCCGCCAGCUUGAGAAGCGCAACCAGAAGGAGGCUCAGAGGAUGGAGCGCUCGCACCGCCAGUCCUCUGCCAGCACCAGCGAAGGCACACGCUCCAAGCGCUCGAAAUCCGAUCUCACAAUGCAGAACGAGAAGCUGGCGGCAAACGACCUGUUCGUCCGUAGUGCCCCGGGUCGGAUUCCCCCCUACGUGCCUGCUGAGGAGGAGCAGGCUGAACCACUCCCAAGACGCAGCUAUUCGGCGACAAACAAUGCAAAGAAGAGAACCCACUCUGCAUGGACCAAGCUCAUGAUGUGGAUCCGUACCCGCUUCAUCCGCAUGAAGGGUCGCGCGCGUCCUGCUCCUCCUCCAAAUCCCUAUUAUGGCUAUGGUGCACGUGCACACCAGUGA
Amorphotheca resinae ATCC 22711 is the source of this 1164-nucleotide messenger RNA. RefSeq lists its product as hypothetical. The record is from RefSeq and is a predicted model, not a curated record. The transcript is spliced from 2 exons. The coding region runs from base 1 to 1164 and encodes 387 amino acids. NCBI's taxonomy places the organism in Eukaryota, Fungi, Ascomycota, Leotiomycetes, Helotiales, Amorphothecaceae.